Messenger RNA from Cricetulus griseus (Chinese hamster), 3012 nucleotides. Lineage: Eukaryota; Metazoa; Chordata; Mammalia; Rodentia; Cricetidae. The record is from RefSeq and is a predicted model, not a curated record.
GGCUAUUCUGAGUCUCCAGACCUGGAGUUUGAGUAUGCUGACACAGACAAGUGGGCUGCAGAGCUUGCAGAGCUUUACAGCUAUACAGAAGGACCAGAAUUCCUGAUGAAUCGGAAAUGCUUUGAGGAGGACUUCCGGAUCCAUGUGACAGACAAGAAGUGGACAGAGCUGGAUACCAACCAACACCGUACCCAUGCCAUGAGGCUUCUGGAUGGCUUGGAAGUCACUGCCCGGGAGAAAAGACUCAAGGUGGCCCGAGCGAUUCUCUAUGUUGCCCAAGGUACCUUUGGAGAGUGCAGCUCAGAGGCAGAAGUGCAGUUCUGGAUGCGCUACAACAUCUUUCUGCUCCUGGAGGUGGGCACGUUCAAUGCCUUGGUGGAGCUUCUGAACAUGGAAAUAGAUAACAGUGCCGCAUGCAGCAGUGCAGUGAGGAAGCCUGCCAUCUCCCUGGCUGACAGCACAGACCUGAGGGUUCUGCUCAACAUCAUGUACCUAAUUGUGGAGACUGUUCACCAGGAUUGUGAGGGUGACAAGGCAGAGUGGAGAACAAUGAGACAGACCUUCAGAGCUGAACUGGGCUCCCCUCUGUACAACAAUGAGCCAUUUGCCAUCAUGCUAUUUGGGAUGGUGACCAAAUUUUGCAGUGGCCAUGCCCCCCACUUCCCUAUGAAGAAAGUUCUCUUGCUGCUCUGGAAGACUGUAUUGUGCACACUGGGUGGCUUUGAGGAGCUGCAGAGCAUGAAGGCUGAGAAGCGUACUCUCCUUGGCCUUCCUCCACUGCCUGAGGAUAGCAUCAAGGUGAUCCGCAAUAUGAGGGCUGCCUCCCCACCAGCUUCUGCCUCAGACCUGAUUGAGCAGCAGCAGAAACGGGGCCGACGGGAACACAAGGCCUUGAUAAAGCAGGACAAUUUAGAUGCCUUCAAUGAGCGGGACCCCUAUAAGACUGAUGACUCUCGAGAAGAGGAAGAGGAGAAUGACGAUGACAACAGCCUGGAGGGGGAGACAUUUCCCCUUGAGCGAGACGAGGUGAUGCCUCCCCCACUACAGCACCCUCAGACUGACAGGCUUACCUGCCCAAAAGGGCUCCCUUGGGCUCCCAAGGUCAGAGAGAAAGACAUUGAGAUGUUCCUUGAAUCUAGCCGCAGCAAGUUCAUAGGCUACACUCUAGGCAGUGACACCAACACAGUGGUGGGGCUGCCAAGGCCAAUCCACGAAAGCAUCAAGACACUGAAACAGCACAAGUAUACAUCAAUUGCAGAGGUCCAGGCACAGAUGGAGGAGGAGUUCCUUCGCUCUCCUCUCUCAGGGGGAGAAGAAGAAGUUGAACAAGUUCCUGCAGAAACCCUCUACCAAGGCUUGCUCCCCAGCCUGCCUCAGUAUAUGAUUGCCCUCCUGAAGAUCCUACUGGCUGCAGCUCCCACAUCAAAAGCCAAAACAGACUCAAUCAACAUCCUGGCAGAUGUUCUGCCUGAGGAGAUGCCCACCACAGUGUUGCAGAGCAUGAAGCUGGGGGUGGAUGUGAACCGCCACAAGGAGGUCAUCGUUAAGGCCAUUUCUGCUGUGCUGCUGCUGCUGCUCAAGCACUUUAAGUUGAACCACAUCUACCAGUUUGAAUACAUGGCUCAGCACCUGGUCUUUGCCAACUGCAUUCCUUUGAUCCUGAAGUUCUUCAAUCAAAAUAUCAUGUCCUACAUCACUGCCAAGAACAGCAUUUCUGUCCUGGAUUACCCUCACUGCGUGGUAAAUGAGCUUCCAGAGUUAACUGCAGAGAGUCUGGAAGCUGGUGACAACAACCAGUUUUGCUGGAGGAACCUCUUUUCUUGCAUUAAUCUUCUUCGGAUCUUGAACAAACUAACAAAAUGGAAACACUCAAGGACCAUGAUGCUGGUGGUGUUCAAGUCGGCACCCAUCCUGAAGCGGGCCCUGAAGGUGAAGCAAGCCAUGAUGCAGCUCUAUGUGCUAAAGCUGCUCAAAGUGCAGACCAAAUACUUGGGGCGACAGUGGCGCAAGAGCAACAUGAAGACAAUGUCUGCCAUCUACCAGAAGGUGCGACAUCGGCUGAACGACGACUGGGCAUACGGCAAUGAUCUGGAUGCCCGGCCUUGGGACUUCCAGGCAGAGGAAUGCGCCCUCCGUGCCAACAUCGAACGCUUCAAUGCCCGGCGCUAUGACAGGACCCACAGCAACCCUGACUUCUUGCCAGUGGACAAUUGCCUGCAGAGUGUCCUAGGCCAGCGUGUAGAUCUACCUGAGGACUUCCAGAUGAACUAUGACCUGUGGCUAGAAAGGGAAGUCUUCUCUAAACCCAUUUCCUGGGAAGAGUUGCUGCAGUGAGGAGCACUGAAACAGACUGUUAUCUCAUCAUACCGAGGGACUGUCCUCAUCAUUGCUGCAGUGCUCUUGUUGCCCUCCAGGUGGCAGCACAGCUCCAUUGAGUCCUCCACAGCCAGCCCUGGGCCUGUGAGUAAAUCUAGGUUGGCCUCUGGUUGAUUCCUAGCAUCCUACUCAGGAGCAGUCAUCUCCAAGCUGGGAUCUACUCUUCCUCCGCUCCCCCAGUUUCUGCCCUCCCCUCUUGGAUAGGAUUGACUGCAACUCAUUUCACAGUUAGCCCCAGGCUGGGAAAAGCCGAGAUGGGCCUUGCAUCCCUUCUCAUCAACAGCUGCAUCUCAAGGUCCCAUUGACUCCUGAGCACCUUUGGCAUUGCAGUUGGUCAAGGAGGAGGGGUUAGUGUGAGGGCCAAGAAUAGAGAGUUGGCACCUUGGUUGUGUUCUGGGGGUAUCGAUGCCAUUCCAGCAUCCUGCUGUGUUUUGUCCAGAAGUGUUAGAUACCACAGAUUCUGUACCCUGGUUUUGGAUGUGAUAAAAGAGCAAGGCUUCCCAAAGCCAGAGGUGCCAGUUUCCUCUUGAUUGCCAUGACCUGUAAAUAUAUAAAACUCUAUGUGUUCUCUUGUGUCAUGGUGGGGUUUUUAAUGUGUUUGUGUAUUCUGUUUACAUUAAAAGAAAGCAAAAACUA